Molecule: messenger RNA, 663 nt
Organism: Meloidogyne enterolobii
Lineage: Eukaryota; Metazoa; Nematoda; Chromadorea; Rhabditida; Meloidogynidae
Source: the annotation of a GenBank genome assembly
AUGAAAACUAUUACAUUUAAAUUUGAUUGGUCUAUUUACAAUAUUAAAAAGAUUAAAGACGCUUUAUCUUUCAGCACACAUCUACAUUUGACAAGUGAACGAUUUUCCAGUUAUGAAUUUCCUACUCUGGGAUGGGAGUUACAUCUGGUCCUAGGAUUUGACGAAGCUGUUUGGCUUCGUCAAAUAGGACCGGAUAAUACAAAUACUUUUGUGAAUACAAAAUAUAAAAUUUAUGCAGGGAAAUUUCCAGCAUACACAGUGAUCGCCAAAUCCACAUACAAAUUGGAGAAGAAUGAUAAGAUGGGAUAUUCUAAUAUUUUAUUAGAAGAUUUAACUCUAGAUGAUGGUUCUUUACAUUUUCAUUGUGAAGUCGAGUUUGACUGUUACAAUUUAACUCUUGAUUUGCAAAAGAAUUAUCGUAAAAUUUUUGAAAAUGAAACAUUGAGUGAUUUUGUUAUUAAGGGUGAGUUGAUAAUUUCUGAUUCUUCUCCUAUAUAUGUUCGUGCAAUGUUGGAAUUUUUUUAUACUGGAGAUAUUAAAACCCUAUGGGAAAGUCAUGUUGAAGGUAUUUUUGCUCUUGCACAUAAAUAUGAAGUGGAGAAAUUGAAAUACAAAUGUGAGCUUUUUAUGGCUUCACAAUUAGGUAUGGAUGAUUUUCACUAA